Leptomonas pyrrhocoris is the source of this 2325-nucleotide messenger RNA. RefSeq lists its product as hypothetical. The coding region runs from base 244 to 2325 and encodes 693 amino acids. Lineage: Eukaryota; Euglenozoa; Kinetoplastea; Trypanosomatida; Trypanosomatidae. The record is from RefSeq and is a predicted model, not a curated record. The transcript has a single exon.
AGAGCACUACCAUAUAUUUACGCGGCCCUCCCCUCGCGUGUUAACAGUCGAAUGAGAAGGUGCGUACGAAUUAAUCCUUUCUAUCCACCCUAUAGAAGCCUCUGAAAGCUGUUCUUCUCACCCUCAUCAAGUAACCUCCAAGAUUCGCCAUCAAUCAAUACGUACACAGACUGACCGGCAAAAGCUGUCGGUCAAGAGGAAAGAGGAAAGAAAAAUUACAUUACCACAUAGAAGUACUCUGAGAUGUUCUUCUGGGGCAGCUACAACUUUCAGGAGCCGCAGCAGACGGAGCACCCCGAUCGCCCACCGCUGCGGUACCCUGCCUACCUGCCCCCUUCGCUGUCGGUGCUCCAUCGCAGCAGCCCUGCCUCACCUGCGAUCACCGCAUCGACUUCCUCCUCAUCGCUGCUCUCCGACGCAGCCGCGGUGCAGGAGGCGCUGCGGCAGAUUAAAGCGCAUCGCAUGCAGGUGCACCACAUUGCUUGCGGGACGAAGCACCUUGUCGCGGCUGUGAGUCUCACCCAGGCAGAUCAUGUAGCGGAGGCGUCUGCGGGGCCGCAGCAACCGCACCAGCAGCGCAUCAUCGCCCUCUAUGGAAUGGGCAGCAAUGAGUACGGCCAACUUGGUCACCACGUUGCGAAUUACGCCACGACGUUGACUCACCUACUCCUGGAGGAUGUGAUGGAAGGCAUGGUGGUGAGCGUUGCGUGCGGGGCCCGGCACACCCUCGUCUGCACCUCCACCGGCUGCGUCUACGUGGCCGGCGACAACUCGUCGCAUCAGCUUGGCCUGCCCGGUCAGAUGGUGAAGCCGCUUCCGAAAGGUGGUAGCUACGCGCCGAGCUUUACCCAGCUGACGAGCCUCGCCCACAUUCAGGCCGUCUACGCCAACGGCAGCGCCUCCUUUGCCCUCGACCGCCGCGGGCAGGUGUACUCGUGGGGUGAGGCGAAGUACGGCCACCUCGGCCACAACGACAACGGCGAGCGGAUGGACCCGCAGACACUGAAGCUCAUCUCGGUGGACGUGCCGUUGCCGCAGCUCGUGCGCUGGUUUGAGCGGCAUCGCGUGGCCAUCGUGGAGGUGUCAGUUGGAAAGGGCCACAUGGUGUGCCGAAGUGAGACGGACGUCUACACCUGCGGCGAGCCCUUCUUUGGCAAACUCGGCCACGGGGACAUCGAUCCUCGCCUGGAACCGACACGGGUGGAAUUCCCGCCGCGCAAGCAGGUCGAGAAGCUUGUUGGCAUCGCCGCCGGGGACGACCACACGUUGGUGCUGAAGGAGAAUCCCCUCAUCGGAUCGAUUGUGUACUUUUUUGGCAAGUUGAGCAACUCGGAUGGACAGCUGCGGCCAACGAUUGUGCAGAUCCCGACAACGUCGAUCCGCAUGGUCGUGGGGGGCCGUGGUACUCUGUGUGCCGCCGUCACGCUCGAGGGCCAUUUGUAUGUGUGGGGCAAGCACUCCUACCAAAAGGUGUACAACGGCACCAACGCCACGGCGCCGCGUGCGCAGCCGUGCAAGGUGCACCUGCUCGACAAGUACAACAUUGCCGGACUCGUGUCGGGUGGAACGUUUAUGGUGGCGUACGCGGCGGAGGGCGCAGUGGCGCCGUUGGUUGCCGCUGACUCCACCGCAGCGGCGGAAGGUGUCGGCAACAAUGGUAGAGAACACAAAGAAGAAGAGGAGGGAAAGGAGAAGAAGGAGUCGUCGGUGAAGGCGGAAGAGGAACGAGGCGGCCCAUCGGUCUCGUCUGCUUCUCCUUCCGUGGCGCGCAGCUGGGACGUCGUCGUGCCGCACGACGCGCGUGUGGGCCGCGACGGCGUCGGCGACCCGGACGAGGACUACGAGGAAGGCGUGCGAGCGCUGCUGCGGCAGUACCUCGGCCCUGGCCUCGGUGCCGCGUACAUCGCCCAGCUGCCCGCCCACCCUACCCGCUCCGCCGCGCACGUCUACGCGUUUGCGCACAUCCCUGUACAGGAGUUGUCGCGGGGGCAGAAGGUGCGGCUGUGGAUGACAGACGUGUACGCCGUCGGCACCGUGGUCGACAACUCGCCGAGUGAACCACGCGGCUUUUCGGCCAGUCAGGGCGGCCCGUCGCCGUCGCGCUCGCAGACGCCGGUCGCCGGAGGAGAGGAGUCGGAGUCGCCUUCACCACCGGCGGGGAAGCGGGUGAAGAUCGAGUGGCAGCGCGACGAUUGGGAUGAUGAGGUGAUCACCCUCUACUCGGAAGACGAGACUCUUGACGCGGAGAACGCCAACCGCUGGCAGCCGUUUUGGUUUGAGCAGGAUGUCACGGGCGAGUACGUUAUCGCAAAGAGCCGGAAAUAA